Eimeria tenella is the source of this 447-nucleotide messenger RNA. RefSeq lists its product as uncharacterized. The record is from RefSeq and is a predicted model, not a curated record. The coding region runs from base 1 to 447 and encodes 148 amino acids. Lineage: Eukaryota; Apicomplexa; Conoidasida; Eucoccidiorida; Eimeriidae. The transcript has a single exon.
AUGGCGAGCUGCUGCUCUUGCCCACAGCUGGGCAGCUCUUUAGGCGGCUGGCUGAAGCUGGCUGUUGCUGCAGGUGGUAUACUUGUUGCCUGCUGCGGUUCUGCCCUUGGGGGCCCCCCUGGGGCCCCCCUUGGUGCCCCCGUUGGGGGGCCCCCCUACGUGCAGGGUUCAGACACAGGGCUCCGCCUGGCGGCCGUAGCAGCAGAGAGGCGGAGCAGCAGCAGCAGCAGCAGCAGACUUGGAGCAGCAGACUCGCUGGUGGCUGUGGCGGGCCGGAGUCGAAGAAAAGAAGUUGAAGAGGAAAUUGAAAAGCCUUUUGAACUCGCGAGGGGCCACAACAGGCAGCAGCCCGAGGGCUUUUCUGUUGGACUUUCUGGAAACAAAAGAACAGCAGUGGGGCUCUUUUUGGUUCUCUGCGGGCUCGUUUUGACAGGUAACAAACAAUAG